AGAGCCGAGAGGUGAUGUCGAGGAACUUGAAAACUCCGUCAUGGCGGAAAGGUUGUGAUCGGAGACUGCUCAUAUUCUUCACUGUUUUGGUUCGCACUAAAUCCCCGUGAAACACGUUGUGCUCAAAGGAAAAAAAGCAACUUCCAGUGGAUGGUCAUUAGAAAGAAUAUUUAGAGAGUGGACUCGAGGAAAAGUGUGUAGUACAACGAACGCUGUCGAUCGGCUGUUAUUUGGACGUUGCCAAAUCUCUGCUGUGUUUGUACGAAAGCAGGCCGUUGGAAAAAAACGUUGAUACCACAAACUUGAUUUACAGUUCCCAGGUCCUGAUUACUAUCGAACUAGCAUUUAUUUUGCAUUGUCAAGGGGGAGUCUGAGUUGCAGAAACUAGUUUCGAUUGUGACAUCCCUGACUUUGUUUUCUAUUGUACGUUACUAAACGUUUUGACUCUUACAGCUGUAGAUCUGGUUUGUCCUUCGAUAGUAGAGAGAAGAACAAUGGACGUGUGAAGGGCUGAAGAGUUAGUGCUGGUGAAAGAAACCCGAUAAAGGAAGCCGACUACAUACAAGCAAGGUUUCUUGAAGUGUUGCUUGAAAAUCGGAAUCUUGUCGCCCUGUGUCACUUCUCUUUCUUGUUUUUGAUCAUUGUUGAUCAUUGUUGAUUUCUGCCGCCUAGAGAGCUUUGGAAUGCUCAAUUUCGCCAGUGCCUCUUUCCGUUGUCAUGACCAUGUUUAACUAAUAUCUCACUGAACGUGCAUGGAAAUAACCUGAUCAUCGCUCGAUGGAAAAGUACGAGAAUUUAGGCUUAGUCGGGGAAGGCUCGUACGGAAUGGUGAUGAAAUGCAGGCACAAGGAAUCGAAUCAACUUGUGGCGAUCAAGAAGUUCAUAGAAUCUGAAGACGAUAAGAUGGUGAGGAAAAUAGCACUGAGAGAAAUAAGAAUGCUCAAGCAAUUACGACAUGACAACCUUGUUAACUUGAUAGAGGUUUUCCGUCGAAAGAAGCGGCUGUUCCUUGUGUUUGAAUUUGUGGAUCAUACAGUGCUUGAUGAAUUGGAGAGAUAUCCUAAUGGCCUGGAUGAGAACAAUGUCCGCAAGGUGUUAUGGCAAGUGCUGAGGGCUCUUGAAUUCUGCCAUAAUCAUAAUAUUAUCCAUAGAGAUGUCAAACCAGAGAACAUUUUGGUGUCAUCUAAGUCUGGUGUAGUCAAGCUGUGUGACUUUGGCUUUGCCAGAACUCUAGCUACUGGCCCAGGUGAGGUUUACACAGAUUACGUAGCUACCAGAUGGUAUAGAGCUCCUGAGCUACUUGUAGGAGACACUAAAUAUGGCAGAGCUGUAGAUGUGUGGGCAGUAGGUUGUUUACUAGCGGAGAUGCUAACAGGAGAGCCAUUGUUUCCUGGGGAUUCAGAUAUUGAUCAACUUUAUCAUAUCAUUACCAAGAUUGGUAAUCUUACAAACAGGCACAGAGAAAUUUUCCACAGAAAUCCCCUGUUUGUUGGCAUGAAGCUACCAGAAGUAAAAGAAGUGGAACCCAUUGAGAAAAGGUUUCACAGGGUUUCUUCUGCUGCCAUGGACAUACUGAAGCUGUGUCUCAAAAUGGACCCUGGUGAGAGACCGUAUUGUUCACAGCUUCUAAAACAUGACUUUUUCAAGAAAGAUAACUUUGGUGAGAAGUUUGCUCAAGAACUUAAAGCAAAAAUAACCAGAGAAACUGCAGAGAAUCCCCUUCUGAAGUCAAUAAAUGGAAGGCAUGACUCCAAAGAUGAAAGUGCAGAAGAAAAAGCAAGAAGAAAAAGGAGGAAGGAGAAGGAACGUGAUGCAAAAGAUCAACGAGACAGAGAAGCAAGGGAAACCAAGGAAUCAAAGAAAUCCGAGGCUAAAGAAGUUGUUAAAGAAACUAAAAAGCACAAAGAACCCAAGGAGCAUAAGGAGAGUACAAGCUUGGAGAAGCAGAGUAAAAAGGCUUCUCAUUUGCCAUCAACAUCACAAAGUUCUUCUGUAUUACAACAAGAACUAACAAACGCAGCAGCAUCACGCCAAUCAAACUCGCCUCCACACAUCCUGCAUUCUACUGCAGGUGCCUCGACGUCAAAUGUACCGACAUCUUUAUACGGUGGCAUGUCAGGACCUUCGGCACCUACUGUCCCGCUUGAUACUUUUGUGACUGGACCCCCGCACGGGAAACAGUUGUCUCCUAUACAAAGUGCUAGCACGCUUCAAAAUUUUCCCACCCAGCCAGAGCCUACUGGGGCAGCACUGUCAAGAGGCUCUGUUGGUACAAUUACAACUUCACCAGGAACAUCGACCAAAGGUGGCAGUUCACACGCCAUAAGUUUAUCAAAAACAAAUAUUGGAUUAGGUGUGGUUGGACCUCGGCACGAGUCUCCACCCGGCCCUCCUCCAUUCAGAGUUGUAAAUGACAGCAAACUAAAGAAAACGCCUCCUUCAUACUCUAAAAAGACAAGUGUCCCUCCACCAAAUCAUCAUAGCACACCAUUAUAUUCCACAUCCGACUCUUAUUAUGAUCAAAAAACUUCAAGUAACUUUGACCUCGGCAGCAGGCAUAGUGAAAGAUCAUCGUUAGAGUCAAACUACAAAAAGAAACGGGAUAAAGACAAGGAAAAGGAGAGAGAACGGUCGAGAGGAGAGAAUGAGUUUCCGCAUUUACCCGAUGUACCAGGAGCAGAAGCCAAGAACAGCCUUAAGACUGGAAAGAGCUCUAAAAGUGUUAAAACUUCAAUCUCGAUGAUGCCUCACAUUACAAACUUAACUCCUUUCCAGAAUGGCACAUCACAACGGCAGAGCACACCUCCUGGUUAUCAUCAAGGAAACAGUCACGACUCUAAUCUACCGUCCGUAUGAGGCAAGGCAACACCAGAACACAAUGAUCUAGGCAAUAGUGCCGAACUAGCUCUAAGUAUGGUUAAAUGUAAGUUAAGAAAUUGUAGUGUUUAAUCAUUAUUUUAGUUGAAUUAGUUGUAGUUACAUAGCCUCUCAGAGUACUUGUAUAGAGGAUCAGCUGAGGCUUGUUUUAUAACCACAGCGUUCAUAUGACAGUUAUGUCACCAAAAGAUUAUUAACGCAUAUUUUUUAACCGUACGUGGAGAGGGAAAUAACUGUUAAAGAAAUGAGCAAUGUUUAUUGUUGUUGUAUUAUUCGUGCUUUUCACAGUAAAUUUCGACGCUGUAUUCGUCAUACGUAACUUAUUCAAAGGAACAGUACAAAUUUAUGUACAAGUACUGAAUUAUAUGUACAAGAAAUACGACCCAAGUUGUAACUUGGUUACGAACCAACAAAUUAAAUGUUAUGAAAUGUC
Messenger RNA from Orbicella faveolata, 3310 nucleotides. RefSeq lists its product as uncharacterized. Gene Ontology annotation, biological process: protein phosphorylation. NCBI's taxonomy places the organism in Eukaryota, Metazoa, Cnidaria, Anthozoa, Scleractinia, Merulinidae. Gene Ontology annotation, molecular function: ATP binding; protein serine/threonine kinase activity. The record is from RefSeq and is a predicted model, not a curated record. Gene Ontology annotation, cellular component: nucleus.